CAGGAUGAUAUCACCUCCCAUUAUACCCUGACCGUCAAUCGAAUCCCAGCAUCAGGCGUGGAAAAACUGCUCCGCACCCAAGCCGGAGUUGCAGCGGACUUUUUAUGCCUCGGUGAGUUUCCACCUAUGAGGGCCCUGGUCGGACAUGGACUUUUCAUCUCCGGAGCUCUGCAGAUGGACCCGAUUGUGGGGAGAGUAAUCUGAUGUUUGAUUCGUGGUAAGAUGGAGAAAGAGAUCCAGCAUUUCGGAGGAGACUACUGCAUUGGUACGCUUGAGGUCUGAUUGCAGCUGGCCUGCAGGGAAGUAUAGUUGAGUGAGGUGGAGUUGCCUUGCAACUAUGGAGCCCACUAUCACGAGAGGUACGUCGUCUGUCAUGAUCGGGGAAGAGUGUAUAAAGCAGCUCCAUUUUGCUUUUCUUUCCCCGGAGACAAGACGACAAAAGAAAGAUUAGAGUGAGAGUCGCUCGCUCUCACUCACUGAUUGCUAUUAUUGCCGUCAUGGCUACAACCCGACCAACCCCGCGACGCCUAACAGCGCUCACCACUCUCCUUCUUCUCGGUCUAUCAUCAUCGGCAUCUGCCCUCCCAAACAACAACAACAACAACAACAACAACAACGCAGGCCUACAGCUUCGGGCCAACCCCCCUUCGUCGUCGACGUCACCGUCACCGUCAUCAUCCCCCUCACCCCCAACUGUGACCCUCAUCUCCUCCUCGCAGGACUCCCAAGAAUCCACCGUCUUCAUCGGCCGCGCCCUCCCCGAGUUUGCCCAAGACCUAUUCCUAGGCAUAAAAUACGCCGACGAACCGCGCCGCUUCACGUCGUCGACCCUCAAGACCCGGUAUGAGGCGAGCGAUAGUGAUAAUGCUAGCAAUGCGGGAACCUCGGCCUCGUCAACGUCAACCUCAACUACGCCGCAGCAAGCAUCCGGGAAGAAUGUAGUCUACUACAACGCCACGCAGUACGGCUACGACUGUCCCGGCUACGGCAGUGACGAGACCACGCUUGUGAAUGCCGGGUUGACGCGGCUGAGCGAGAAUUGUUUGAGUUUGAAUGUUGUGAGGCCUGCUACUGUCACCAAGUCCAAGACCCAGACCCAAACCAAGGUCACUGGGGCUGGGAUUCAGGAUAAUGAGGAGGAUGAAGAGUUGUUGCCGGUUAUGAUUUGGAUUUUCGGGGGUGGGUGGAUGCAGGGAGCUACUUCCGAUCCUAGGUAUAACAUGAGCUAUAUCCUGCAUCAGGGCGCGUUGAAUGGUAAGCCUGUCGUCGGGGUGUCGAUUAACUACCGGGUGGCGGCGUUUGGGUUCUUGGAUUCGAAAGAGGUCAUGGAAUCUGGGAAUACAAACCUCGGACUGCGGGAUCAACGGGUCGCUAUGCGGUGGGUGAAAGAGAAUAUCAGGGCGUUUGGAGGCGAUCCGGAGAAGAUUACGAUUUGGGGCGAGUCUGCAGGUGCGUAUAGUGUUGGUGCUCAUCUUGUGACGAAUGACGGGAACAAUGAGGGGCUAUUUAGGGCUGCGAUCAUGGAGUCUGGCAACGCAGUCGGUCCUCCCUGGAACGGCACCGAGUGGUACCAGCCGAUGUAUGACCAAAUCGUGAACAAGACCAACUGCACCACCGCAUCCGACACACUCGAAUGUCUCUGCGAGGUCCCCUUCGAAACCUUUUACCCUCUCGCCUACAACGGGCUCGAGUGGUUUGGCACCAUCGACGGAACCUUCAUCAAGGAGAAGCCGCAGAUCAGCAUCACGGAAGGCCGGUUCGCCAAGGUGCCCAUUCUGCACGGGACCAACACCGACGAGGGCACGAGCUUUGGCACGACAGGCACCAACACCGACGAGCAGUGUAUUGAGCAGUUGAUCGCCUCCAAACGAUGGGUCCUCGACCGCGACCAAGCCACGCAUCUCCUAGGUCUAUACCCUAACAUCUCAGCCAUUGGCUGCCCCUACGGCUGGGGCAACGUCACCUGGCCGUCGCGAGGGUACCAAUAUAAACGGUACGCCUCGAUGGCGGGAGACCUGUGCAUGGUCGCGCCGCGGCGCCUGCUGAGUACGCAGAUGGCGCAAUAUGAGCGGGAGGUGUAUGCUUACCGGUGGGACGUGGCUGCGUUGAACCAGACGAACGUGAUCGGAGUGCAGCAUUUCGCAGAGAUCCCCUUCGUCUUCGCCAACCCCGACCAAACCAUCACGCCCCUCGGCGCGAAUCCCGCGCGUCUGGCGCUUGGUAAUCUGGCCGCGAGGAUGUGGACGGCGUUUGUGACGGAUCUGGAUCCGAACGGCCAUGGUGUGAAAAACAUCCCCCAAUGGCCGCGCUAUACCCCGGGCCAGAACCCCUCGAACUUCGUCUUCCGGUUACCUCGGACGGAAAGCUAUGUGGAGGAGGAUACGUACCGGGCGGAGGGGAUCGAGUAUAUCAAUUCGAUCGCGCGGUAGUUCCGGUUCCCCGGAUUUCGGAGAUGGGUCCAUCUUCUGGGGUGGAUCUGGAGUUCUGCACCUUGCAGGGCGAAAGAUUACGUAGUUCGCGAUGUCUAUACAAUCGGUAGUUUCUUGGAUAGAGUCUAUGGUUGUCAAUCAC
Molecule: messenger RNA, 2571 nt
Organism: Aspergillus homomorphus CBS 101889
Lineage: Eukaryota; Fungi; Ascomycota; Eurotiomycetes; Eurotiales; Aspergillaceae
Product: putative triacylglycerol lipase (LipA)
Exons: 9
Coding region: 498-2429 (643 amino acids)
Source: RefSeq, a predicted model, not a curated record